Lingula anatina is the source of this 8436-nucleotide messenger RNA. Its product is annotated as epidermal growth factor receptor. Gene Ontology annotation, biological process: neurogenesis; protein phosphorylation; multicellular organism development. Gene Ontology annotation, molecular function: ATP binding; transmembrane receptor protein tyrosine kinase activity. The record is from RefSeq and is a predicted model, not a curated record. Gene Ontology annotation, cellular component: basal plasma membrane; signaling receptor complex; plasma membrane. NCBI's taxonomy places the organism in Eukaryota, Metazoa, Brachiopoda, Lingulata, Lingulida, Lingulidae.
GUGUAUGGUUUUAUUCCCUUGGGCCGAGCUCUCUAUUGAGGUGUGUGCAGAGAGGCAGUCUGUCAAGAGAGUGCUCGCCGUUAAGUGUCACAUGUACAGGUGCUGGGGACUUGUGUUGACAAAUUUGGAAAUAAAAACAUUGUGGAUGUAAAAUUAACGGAGAGGUCAGGUCUAGAUCCGAAAGGUAAUGAGGAGUAUAAGUUACCUGUCCUUACAGAACACAGGUGUGUGCACGCUGGAAACUAUACCCAUUACAGUCACUUAAUAUCACUGAGAACAGGGGGACUCUGUCAAGAGCGACAUAUCAAUCAGGAUUAGGAUUGAUUUGGAAGCGAGGACUCAUCCAGGAAGCUAAUACUUGUAUUUGAAUGAAGAUUAGAAGAGCUACGCUUUCAAAAGUGUGGAGUGAAAAAGUUGACGGGCUGUUUACCUCAGUUUUCUUUUUCUCCUAAAGUAGAUGGCAAUUAAAUUGCUAUCAACCCGAGCAGGUGAAAAGUGGAGCGGUUGAGUGGAAAAUUCCUCUAGAUUUUCUUUUUGAUGUCAGGGUACACAGCAUUGCUGGCCCCAGUGCCUGGUAACCAGCCGGAGUGUUCACAAGAAUGUAGACUUGUUUUCCACUAGUAUCUGGCACAUCUACAUCUACAGCACCCUGAAAAGAACAACAUACGUCACACUCCUGUCAAACAAAGAUGAUAUCGAGUCUGGAAUAAUGACCUAUUACCUUAUUAUGAGUUAAGAAACACAUUCAUGAAGGAGUAGAUCUACAUCCAGGCAGGAGUCCAGGUGCAUGCAGCAACAACCAGUGCAGGUGUUGUUAUUAUUAUCGGAUGAGAAGAAUUCGUACAAAAAAAAGUUUUUUAUUUUAUCUGAAGUGUUUUUCAGCAUCCUAGAUACUGACAGUUGAGCAUAGUAAAUCCCAAGAGUGAUAUAAGGCAAUGAACAUCACGGCCUGGAAGACAUAGUAGGUCCCAUGUUAGCUACUGCAGCUGAGUAUACCAAGUACUGCACAUUAUCAAAGCCAUUAGCUUCACUAAUGGCCAGGUAUUGUACUUGGUCAGGGCCCCAUGGCCCAUUUGUUUAUCUGUUUGUUGUUUUUCACGAAUGCAGGUGGAUUGCCUGAGCACAGAGUUUAGAGAGCAGGGUUAUAAGAGAAGAUUGGAAGUCUUGGGUUGACAUUAGUAAAGGCCAGUUGGCAGGUGUCCCUGCCUAACCUCUCCGCAGGGUUCUCCCAGCCCGAGCCGCUCCACACCUGUGUUCAUGCCAGCUUCAGACUGCACUGGAAUGUACCAGUAAUGAGGAACUUUCUAUUCUGGUGAAAUUUAACUAAUCCCAGCGCAUAUCUCAAUAGUUGAGACAACUGCUGACCAGUAAUGAUGCUACUACCCAGAGAUGAGGAGGGUUAAGGCGGGAGCAGACUGUCUCUAAACACAAGGAGAACUCUACAGGCAGCUUGGUGCCCCCCUCCUCCACAGCCCUGGGUAUAUACUACCUGCAUCAGAUAACACAUUCUGUAAUGACUAAUGUGGUGACAACAUCAAAGUGAUUUGCAUGAAUAGCUGGCCAGGCUGUGUGUAUGCUACAGUAACACUGUGGUCUCUCUCAGUCCUAGCUCAGCCGCCUUAGUCUACACACUUGGAGUAGAGUAGUUUUAUUAGAUUACUAGAUACAUAGGUCUACAGGAUACAGACAGAGUACUAGUGUGUGUGUGUGUGUAUAUAUAUAUAUAUAUGUAUAUGUACACACUCUCACUCACUGUGGAGUAAGUACUUAGCACUAGCAGUGAUCCAGGGUAUAUAGAUAUAGUGGAGUAAGGAGUUUGAGAGAAGAUGUGCUACUGAUGAACUUUUCCAAAGGUCAAGAGACUAGUUUAAGGUGAGAGCUUAGAGCACAUCAUAAAGAGGAAUACCCCGGGAAUUCCUGACAGUUUGGAGAGACCCGGCUAACACUUUAGUCUUCCUCAUUGCAGCCACAGGAGUGGGUAAAUUUGUUUUCUGCACCAGACUACAGCUGAUUGGAUGCAAAGUUUUCAUGAUUAAUGUCAAAAUGAUCGCGUAAAAUGUGCACAGAGAGGAUAUUACCUGAAAUGCGGGCAGACUAUUGAUUGAGACCAAUCAAUAUAAAUGGAGAACAAUUACUAACUAAUGCUGGAGAAGCAAUCUCUACUGGACAUCAGCACUAGAAGGAUGACUACACAGGACUAGCCAAGAAGAAAAGAAAAAAAAGUUUUUAUUUUCACUGAUGAAUUAAGCUGAUGCUGGGAGUAUUAUGAACACUUUGUCUUUGUCCAUCUUUAUUCCGUAAGAGCUCCCAAGUUCACUGUUGAGCAUCAUUCGGUACACUCAGAUGAUAGCCGCAGUCAGGUGCUGCUGAAACUUCCUGGAGUUACAAGUCCUGGGAUUUCCAGGUGGCCAGCCACAGCAUAUAUAUCUUACAUAUAUAUGUACCACAUAGAGAUGGGGAUCCAGUGAAAACCUUUAACUUAGUAAUAUGGCCAAAGAUACAUGGAAGAGUUUUACACACUCUUUACCUAGGUGUCUUCAGUUGGGGAUGCUUGUCAUUCUGCUCAAUAUUGGAAAUGUAUUUGUGGAAGGGAGAACUUGCAUAGGGACAAAAUAUGAACUGAGUAUGCAAGGCGAUGCGAUUUAUCGCUACAACUUAUAUAGGGAACGCUACAUGAACUGUACUUAUGUGCAGGGAAACUUAGAAAUCACUUUCUUGGAUAACCCGCAACUGGAUCAUCCUUAUGAUUUGAGCUUUUUGAAGCACAUUCGUGAAGUGACAGGCUAUGUGUUAAUUGUGUCAGUAUUUGCAAACUAUGUCCCACUGGAAAACUUGCGUGUGAUCCGCGGGAAGACCUUAUACUAUCAAAAUAACAGGGGUUACAGUCUCUACGUGGCCCUGAACAGCAAACCCAGUAACUCAGAUAUGUUUGGAUUGAAGGAACUACGGUUUGUGAAUCUCCAUGAAAUCAUGGCUGGGGAUGUGUACUUCUCCAAGAACCCCUUGCUGUGCUAUGAGAAUACAGUGGUCUGGAAUGGCAAGAUUGUAACAGGAGAAGGCAGUCAGGUCUUCGUUGAUGAUGAUGCCAAAGGGAGAUCUUGCGGAUCAUGUCAUCGUUCCUGUGAGGGCCAUUGCUGGGGAGCAGGACCAAAUAUGUGCCAGAGAAUCAUCAAGUGUGCCCCCCAGUGUGAUGGCAGUUGCUAUGGCAGCGGCCCAGUGGAAUGUUGUCACUACCAGUGUGCCGGAGGGUGUACAGGACCAACCAACAAAAACUGUACUGCCUGCCGACAUUUUCUUGAUGACGGAGCAUGUGUUCCUUACUGCCCUCAACGUCAAAUAUAUGAUGAAAAGACAUUUACAUUUGUGGACAACCCAAAAUUUAAGUACACAUAUGGAUCCUUAUGUGUAAAGGAGUGCCCAGAUCAUCUUCUUAUGGACCAGUCAGGUUGUGUAAAGAAAUGUCCAGAAGGAAAAGUAGCCAACAACCGUAAAUGUGAACCUUGUAAAGGACCGUGCCCCAAGAGUUGUAAUGGAACAGGGGAUACAUACAUCACUUCUCAAAAUAUAAACAGUUUCAAUGGAUGCACCAUUAUAGAAGGAAAUCUGAAAAUAUUAAGUCCGACUAUUGAUGGGGACAUGUUCAACAAUAUACCACCUAUGUCGCCCUCGCAGUUGGAGGCAUUAAGUCAAGUUCGAGAAGUGACACACUAUGUCCUGAUUCAGUCUAAUAGUCCAAACCUCACCAGUCUAGCCUUUCUCAGAAAUUUGGAGAUAAUCCAUGGCAGGGAGUUACAUACGGGGGGUAAAGCAACAUUAGGAGUCCCACAGAGAGGAUCAGCACUUGAUGUAUAUUCACAAACAGUGACAUACCUGGGGUUUAGUUCUUUGAAAAGGGUAAAUGGUGGCGAGAUUCGGAUCACUCAUAACAGUGCACUUUGCUACUGGUACACCAUAAAGUGGGAGACCCUUACAGGUCCAAAGAGUCUCCAUUUUGUUGAACAGAACAAGAUAGAGGCAGAGUGUGAGCGAGAAGGGCGUGUGUGUAGCGCCGAGUGUCGAGAUGGCUGCUGGGGACCAGGAGACGACAAGUGUGUCAAGUGCGCUAACAAACGCCUUGGGAACAAGUGUCUAGCAACGUGUGACCCGAGUCUGGGAAUAUACACCAAAGAUGACAACGUCACCUGUGACUACUGCCAUCCAGAGUGUGCCAGGACAUGUACUGGACCAGAGGCCAAGGACUGCGAUAGCUGUAAGAACUAUAAGAAUGGACCAUACUGUGUGAAGGAGUGCCCAGAGUCCAUGUAUGGUGACAACACCACCAAGGAGUGCAAAAAGUGCCAUGAGAAUUGUCUUCUGUUGCAGGAAGAGAGCGGGUGCUCGGGUCCUGGGAACUUUGUUGGUCCAGGAGGCUGCUCCAAAUGCAAGAUGUUUAUCUAUGACAAAAGGACCAAGAACGUCACUGAAUGCCUCCCUACAUCAGACAAGGGGCAGCCGCAGUGUCCAGCAGGAUAUUAUGGUCACAGAGUCACAUCCCAUGAACACUUAAAUACAGCCUAUGGGCUCCAGGGCAUGCAGUCCUGCGAAUUAUGUAAUCCCUUGUGUAAGACCUGCUUUGGGGCCCUGCCAACCGAGUGUAAUGAAUGCACCUUCUUCAAAGACAUCAGCAUGUCUGUGCAUUUUUGUGUUGUCUCUUGUACUGAGCGAAAUUAUGAGGACCACAAUGAUAAGACUUGUAAGCCGUGCAAUUCCGAGUGUCGCAAAGGAUGCACAGGACCCAACUCUACACAGUGUAAUUUCUGCAGUAAUGUGAAGGUGCCACUUGGAAUUACUGUGAAUGGAGUGGAUAUGUUCAAUUGCUCCAGUGAGUGUCCUAGUCAUCUGCCUCACAAAAGACGUGAAGCUGGGGACGAGGUGUGCAGCACGCCACCUGUGAUUGGUCUAGCCACCGGUCAAAUUGCUGGCAUUGCGGGAGGUAGUGUGGUGUUUGGUCUCAUCUGCAUCAUUUUACUCGCCUUCCUGUGCUACAAGAGACAAAAAGCUAAGGAGACAACCAUUAAACUAACCUCUAAGAUGAUUGGCUAUGGAGAUGAUGAGCCACUGACGCCUACAGACGCCGUUCCAGAUCUCUCCAAAUUGAGACUUAUUAAAGAGUGUGAAAUACGGAAAGGAGGAAUCAUUGGUUCUGGUGCCUUUGGAACAGUGUAUAAAGGCGUCUGGAUACCUGAUGGAGAGAAUGUGAAAAUACCUGUUGCCAUCAAAGUCUUACAAGAAGGCACAUCGCCCAAUCACAACAGAGAGUUGCUCGAAGAGGCACGUGUCAUGUGUUCUGUGGAGCAUCAAUGCUGCGUGCGCAUUCUUGCAGUGUGCAUGACAGCGCAGAUGAUGUUGAUUACACAGCUGAUGCCCCUGGGGUGUUUGCUGGAUUAUGUCAGGAAGAACAAGCAGAAUAUAGGGUCCAAAGUAUUGCUCAAUUGGUGUGCCCAGAUAGCUAAGGGCAUGUCGUACUUAGAAGAGCGAGGCAUUGUCCACAGAGAUCUGGCAGCAAGAAAUGUCUUGGUUCAAAGUCCCAGUUAUGUUAAGAUCACAGACUUUGGUCUGGCCAAACUGCUGGACUACAAUGAGGCAGAGUACCAUGCGGCUGGGGGCAAGAUGCCAAUCAAGUGGCUAGCAUUAGAAUGCAUUCAACACAGAAUAUUUACUCACAAAACAGAUGUAUGGAGCUAUGGUGUUACAGUUUGGGAGCUUCUUACAUAUGGUUUGCGUCCGUAUGAAAAUGUUCGAGCACGUGAUAUCCCAGAUUUGCUUGAGAAGGGAGAACGUCUUCCUCAGCCAAGUAUUGCUACAAUAGAUGUAUAUAUGAUCAUGAUCAAAUGUUGGAUGUUGGAUGCAGAGAGUAGGCCAUCAUUCAAGGAACUCCAUGAAGAAUUUAGUAAAAUGGCCAGGGACCCAGGCAGAUAUCUUGUCAUUCAUGGCGACAGACUGAUGCGUCUCCCUAGCCAUACCUACGACAAGCGUGAUCUGAUCCGCAGCAUAAGUGGGGGGACGGAAGGGCCCGAGGAGAUCAUGGAGGCUGAGGACUACUUAAUGCCACGGUCCAGUACAGAGAAUGAGCAGGGGCCCAUGUCUCCCACGUCCCCUGUCUCUCCCAGUGGGGGCAUCACGAAACCACUUCUUCCUGUUAGUGAGCCAUACGACAACGACAGAGGUGCUAGAGCCUACCCAAGAGGGGAUUACUUAAAUACUGAAAAUAAGAGAGACAAAAAAUAUGGCAACCUUGAGGCAGCCAGUGCAGCCUCCAGAGGACGAGGCAAUAGUGUUAAUUCCAGAUAUAGCUCGGACCCCUGUAAACUACUGGUGGACAUGAAAGGAAGAGGUUUCUUUGAGAGAAUCAAGGAAGAAGAUGAAGUUGAUUCUCCAGUAAACCCGCAGCAGAAAUCGCGGCCCGACCGUCCUCCUAUGUUACCCGUAGACGAGGAUGAUUAUCUCCAGCCCAAAUCCACCAAUCCAGCUGCUUACAUGGACCUCAUUGGUGGAAAAGAACAAGUUGAAGAGCCAAAGGACAAUCACGACAAUGAUGUGUUCACAGAAACUGGGAACAUUGAUAAUCCAGAGUAUUUUGCAGCCUUCAGUCCCACAAGUCCAGAGACCCCACUCAAUGGACCUUUUAGUGAUAAGAGACCACUGUAUAAUCACAACAACAAUAACAACAGACAAUUAAACAAAUCCUCAGCGUCAGCAGAGGACCUGCCUGAUAGAAACUAUUACAACGAUAUUCGUCCCAUGGAGAUGUCAAAAGUGGAAGAAUCAAACUGCUAGCAGUGGAGUCAUAGUCAUAGUGAUGAUAUAGGUCCAAGGAUGUGAAGUGAAAUGUCCAGAUGGGAAAAUUACACAAACUUGUCAUAGAGCUCAUUAUAUAAUUUGUAUACAAACCAAUCUGCUGGCUUAAAGGGUAUGGUGUCUGUUCUUCCAGUGCAAUGUGGUGGCUAUACCAGCUUCAGCCUGGCUUCUUGUAUUCCUGGUCACAAUGACUAUUUCAAAGGUCAUACACAUGUGGGCACAUCUCUGCCUGAUAGAUGCUGUAGUUUUCUUGCAAAUUUCGUGUCAUACUGCAAAUUUGCCUUUGUAAUAUCAGGCCUAUAGCCAGCAAUUUCAAAAGGGGGGGGGGGGUCUUUUUCAGAAAAAGUGGACCUUUCACCAUGAAACCUUUAGGUAAAAUUUUACCCAGAGGGAACCUUUUCCCAGCAAAAAGGGGGGUUCUUUCAAACCCUGGCUACGGGACUGAAUAUUAUCUGUAAAAAAUGUUAUGUUGCAUUUAGUUUUUGUAAAAGUCGCAUGUUCCCAAUUAUGGUAGAAGAUCAGGUUUCUUAAACACUAAGAACAACAAAUUUUGAUUCAGUAAAAAUUAUUUUGAUAUUAUUAUACACUGAACACCAACACUAUGGAUCUUGAGUCAAACAGUGUUGUAAUAUCUACAAUGUUUUGUAAAAUAAGUAAUUAUGUUCAGGAAUUGUGUAAAAGGGUGAUGUAAAUGGAAAGACCUAUUUAGAACAGCACGAGAUUUAACUUGUCAUAGUCAGACUUUUACAAGAAAAUGAGGGAUAAUGAGUCUAUUAUUAACCCUGUCCUAGUCCAGAAUGCUGGCAAUAUAGUGGUCUUCUGCUGUAUGUGUGAAUACAGGCAAACAUUGGUCAAAGUAAAGGUUAAGGCCGGUGAAGAUGGAAGAUUCCAAAAGAAUGUUAUAACACAGGCACGAAGAAAAGGUUUCUAUACAAACCAUGUGGAAAAUUACUGCCAAGUGAAACUUUAUUGUCCUUACACAGGGAUAGUUGAAUCGUUUGCCAUUUGUAUAUAGAUCAAUCAUAAGAAUGUCAUUUUAAUCAUUUGACUCCUUAGUCAUGUGGUCUGAUCAAAAUUAUUUGUAGUCAUUUUUAAUGAGUUGAAUUAUUAUUAAAUAUUGAGCUUUUAAUAGUAAAUAUUUUAGCUAUUUGAGUACUGUCAAUACUGCCAUAUAAAAGCAUGUCUCAGAUCUAUGGGGUUAUAUAUAUAUAUAUAAGAAAGGUUGUGCAUAUUUCCCGUUUUGAUAACUGUGUAUAUAUAUUAUUACGAUAUUUUAUGUUCAGAAUUAUCAAAUAACUUGUUAUAUAGUAUGAAGCAAGUGAACAUUAUCUUCAUUUUUGCCAAGACUCAAUCAUAAGCUGUUUCUGUAGAUAUAAAUUUAAUGUUAAUAUCCAUAUUGGAGAGCAGGAGUAUUGUGGAUUGAGACAAUUUAAAUACCUAACUGCUGAGCAAAAAUCUAGAAAAAAAAUUUGUCUGAUGGUAGAAGAAAAAAACAUCAAAAGCAAGUUAUGCCAUGCAAGCGUCUUCAAUUUAUGUAGCUUCAUAUUUCAAAUGAUAAGAUGUAAUAUAGUUGUGUUAAUAAAUAUUUUUAUUAUUUUG